This is a messenger RNA of Hydatigera taeniaeformis, 699 nucleotides long. Lineage: Eukaryota; Metazoa; Platyhelminthes; Cestoda; Cyclophyllidea; Taeniidae. The record is from the annotation of a GenBank genome assembly.
AUGUAUGGAAGCGUUGAGGUGAUACUUCACAAACAGAAGUACGCCUCAUUGGGGAUAACUGUCUCCGGGGGUGUCGACCGUGGCUACCCUCCACGCAUCACCGCCAUCAAGCCCGGAUCCAUAGCUGACAAAAGCGACUGCAUCCUUGUCAACGAUGUGAUAAAGGCAAUAAAUAGUGCAGUGACCGCCAAUUACACUCAUGAACAAAUUGUCAAACUUACGAAAAAUGCAGAUACUACCAUUCGUUUGGAAUUGGAAUACGUUCUCACUGAUUUUGUGAAGGCGGCCACCACGAAGUAUGCCUUCAUUCAUUUGGAACCGGCCAAUGAGUCAUUUGGAAUAACAGUUCGUGGUGGACUUUCUCACGUGGGAAACGGAGCAUUUCCGCUUGUCAUUUGUAGGAUUCGACCCAAUAGUUGUGCUGAUUUAAAUGGCUGCCUUAAACAAGGUGACCGAAUUUUGGCGAUUGACGGUGUACAGACGUGUGGACUGACCUGUGAGGAGUCUAUGAAACUCCUUGCCUGCUGUCGCAGUGGCAAAUCCCUUUUCAUUGAAUACGAUGUCGCAGAUAUUGGUGGUAAGGGGAGAAAGGAAAGGAGGCAAAAAAGUACAUUUGCAUGGUUUGCCUUGUUUAAGCUAAGAAGACAUCGUGGUACGCACACCUGUCAACAGAGGUCAUUCGAGCACACAGCCACAUAG